AUGACUGAGAUUCGCCGAAAACUUGUAAUUGUUGGUGAUGGUGCCUGCGGUAAAACAUGUCUUUUAAUUGUUUUUUCUAAGGGUACUUUCCCUGAGGUCUACGUUCCCACCGUAUUUGAAAAUUACGUUGCUGAUGUGGAAGUAGAUAAUAAACAUGUUGAAUUGGCUUUAUGGGAUACAGCAGGUCAAGAAGAUUACGAUCGUCUUAGACCACUUUCUUAUCCUGACUCUCAUGUUAUCUUGAUUUGUUUUGCGGUUGACUCUCCCGAUUCGCUAGAUAAUGUACAAGAAAAGUGGAUUUCAGAAGUAAUGCAUUUUUGUCACGGUUUACCUAUUAUUUUAGUCGGUUGUAAGAAAGAUUUGAGAUUUGAUCCCAAGACAAUCGAAGAGUUACGUAAAACUUCUCAAAGACCAGUGACACCCGAAGAGGGAAUGGGCGUUGCUCAAAAGAUCGGAGCUUUUAAAUAUUUGGAAUGUUCAGCAAAAACAGGAGAAGGUGUUCGUGAGGUAUUUGAACAUGCCACACGAGCCGCUCUUUUAGCAAAGAGAAAGCAUAAAAGAGAGAAAUGUGUCGCUUUGUAG
Molecule: messenger RNA, 582 nt
Organism: Diversispora eburnea
Lineage: Eukaryota; Fungi; Glomeromycota; Glomeromycetes; Diversisporales; Diversisporaceae
Source: the annotation of a GenBank genome assembly